AUGACUUAUGGAGCCACAUCCGCUACAUCAUCACCGAGUUACGGAGUGUAUCAUGGGCAGCUGGCCGCCACGUCGCGGAGCCAACAUACGUGCGGCUCGCAAGCUACUUCUGUACUCGCUGUUGACUCAGAACAUUCGGAAAAUGUCAACAUUGACCUUCGACGAGCUGCUCAAGUGCUUCGUUAUCUCUCGAAGCCAGGUCACGAUUUCGGGAAAUUUGGAACAGGAAAUAAGAAAACACUACUGGACGAUCCACAGGAGAAAGGUAUUCAUCCUCGUGAGGCAUUGCUCGAAUUUUCACAAAGAAGUGGUACAGUUCUAACAUGUGAGUAA
Molecule: messenger RNA, 333 nt
Organism: Cooperia oncophora
Lineage: Eukaryota; Metazoa; Nematoda; Chromadorea; Rhabditida; Trichostrongylidae
Source: the annotation of a GenBank genome assembly